ACUGUCAAUUCGACAACAUUAUUUUGAAUAAUUAAAUGAUUUUUCAUUCACAAAAAUAGAGAAAAGAAAAAUGAAGUAUUUACUUUUGGCGACGCUGAUCGCUACUCAUUCGUUGGUGAUUGCCAUACCUUUACCACAAGAUGAUUCUGGUGGAGGUGGUGGGGGAGGUGCUAAGUCUGCGGCUGGCGCUGGGGGAGCGAAUAACUUGCCACUAUCGUGGUUAAUGAAUGCAAUGCCUCGAAGUGGGCUCGCUGGUAUGGCCGACAAUCUUGGUGCUGGAUUAGCGAAUUUCGGAAACGGACAAGGAAGCGCUUUUGACGCUAUACUCUCCGGCAUUUUUAAUGCAUUUGGUAACUUUAUCAGUGGCAUUCUUGGAUCCGGAGCUGUUAACACAGCAUUUCUCAACUACAACAAUCGACCACCACCUGAUACGGGCGCACCGACAACUCCGAAACCUGCUGGUGGUGGUGGUGGCGGUGGAGAUGAUGGUGGCGGUGGAGAUGGUUAAUCAUGUCAUGAUGUUUUCCGAUUUGUAUGCACUUAUCUCUUCGGCAUACAUUACAAACUUUAAUGCGUAGAUAUUUAUUUCGAUUGUAAAUUAUUAUUGUUAUUUAUGAAUAUUGUAAAACAAAAGGCAAAUAUGAAUAAAACGAAGCGUUUGUUGUUAUCAUUACCAUUCAA
This is a messenger RNA of Contarinia nasturtii (swede midge), 681 nucleotides long. RefSeq names its product PE-PGRS family protein PE_PGRS18-like. Lineage: Eukaryota; Metazoa; Arthropoda; Insecta; Diptera; Cecidomyiidae. The coding region runs from base 71 to 508 and encodes 145 amino acids. The transcript is spliced from 3 exons. The record is from RefSeq and is a predicted model, not a curated record.